UCCGAAAACGAAAUAUUUCUCUCUCAGAAGUUUGUAUUCUUCAAUAAUUCCGCAAAUUUGUAUACUUUACUAACUGCUAAAAAUUUUCGAUUCUCACUCCGUGCCAUGCUGGACUAUGUAACCACUCAUGGGUAUUGAUCAGAAUCACAUGUAACAUCAAAUUUAAACUAACCUAAAAAAGUAUAAAUUUUGAAAAAUCAUAUUAUUCAGAAUGGAAAUGUGAACAUUUAACUUGAAUUUGGAAGGAAUUGUUUACGGAAAAAUUGUAAAAACAAAAGUGAUUUAAAACAGUGUGAUAAGAUAUAUAAUUUCAGUUUUACAAGGUAUUAUAGACCGUUGUACGAAUAUGUUGGCCAAAGAUACAAUAGAAACUGUAAAUUUGGAUAAAAAUAUAAUUAAAGUGAGUGAUUACAUUAUCAUACAACGCCAGAAUUAUAAAAAACUUCAUCAAUUAAAAAAAAGGGACUGUGUACGUUUAGGUAAACGAUUUAUGUUUAUCGAAUUGGAUAAUAUAAUCUCAGAAGAAUACAAUUCAAUAUUUAAAUUAGAAUCGAAAGGUAAAAAUAAUUAUUAUUUGACGAAAGUAGAGAAUGCAACAAAUAUUCAAUUGCCUGAUGCACGAGAAUGUGGUGAUGAUAAUCGUGAUAUUCUGGAUGACGGUAAAUCUCAGAAAUUAUCGACAAAAGAAAUAUCCGAACUUCAAGAACAAGCAGUCGGUGCGCAGAAUAUAAUCGGUAAAAUCGUUAGUAAUUCAUCAACAUUUGCUGCUAAAACGGAAUUCAGUCAAGAAAAAUAUGUAAAAAAGAAGGAAAAAAAGUAUUACGAAUAUGUACAAAUAUUAAAACCCAGUAUAGUACAUUUAAUGGAAAUAUAUUAUCGAUUAAGUCCAAUCAAGGUACUUGGACUACGAAUCGAUGAUUUGUCACAAAUUUUAUAUUACUCGAAUGUUCAUUGUAAUGGUAAUUAUUUAAUUUAUGAAAGUGGAACGUCUGGUGUACCAGUGGCCGCUAUGUUGGAACGAAUCGGAAACUAUACGUCUGGUAAAUUAAUUCAUGUACAUCCUGGUAACGAACCACAAUCUCAAGCUAUUCGUGCUAUGCAAUUUUCUGAAGAUUUAAUGACGAAACGUUAUGUGAAUGUAAAUAUUUAUUCGGUUUUACGACACUAUUAUCAAAAUUUUAAAUUUUCAACAAACAAACGUAAAAUGGAUGAAACAGAUAACGGAGAAACACCAUCAAAAAAAAUAAAAACUGACGAAGAAAAUGUUCAAAAUUUAGAUCAAAUUGAACCUCUGAAACCAAAUGGGGGUGGGGUGGAUAAAGAUAAGAAAUGGAUUCAAGAUAAUGAACAAGGAUGUCAAAUUUUGGAUGAAAAAGUAGAUGCAUUGGUUAUUAUUGCAAAGGAACAUCCGGCACCAAUAUUGGAUGCGUUUAUAGAUUUUGUAAAUUUAAGUCGACCCAUUGUUGUAUUUUCUGAUUGUAUACAAAUUUUAACAGAUGUUUAUAUGCAUUUAAAAAAAUCGAAAAAAGUUACAUAUCUAAGAUUAAGUAAUACUUUUAUGCGAAAUAUUCAAGUAUUACCGGGACGUAGUCAUCCUGAUGUUAAUCGAAAUUUUGGAGGAUAUAUGCUUUUUGGAUAUACAGUUAAUGAUAAUAAAUCUGAUUUGUAACAGACCCACUAUGGUUAUAAUUUUGUUUUUUAUCUUACAGAAUGACUAAUUUUCGACUAUGUUAUAGCAUCGUUUCUUAACUACACUUCAGCAUGUGACGAAUGCAUUUCCAGAAAAUCUCCAUAGUAAUUCCAAAUUAUGUAAGCUGUUUUAAAUUUCAAAAAUUAAUAUUUUUGAGUCGAACAAUUGCUCGUUACUUACUUUAGUUACGAAGACUUCUGCACAGGGUGCCAGAGUAGAGGGUAGAAGAUUUGCGUUUAGAAAAUAUUUUCUUCCUGAUUUUUUGGAAUUUGCGUAUGAAAUAUGAUUAGUAUUUCAUACGAAAGUGAAAUACGGCUAAUCCGACAAUCG
This is a messenger RNA of Chrysoperla carnea, 2020 nucleotides long. It is a transcript of the gene Trmt6, whose product is annotated as tRNA (adenine(58)-N(1))-methyltransferase non-catalytic subunit TRM6. The transcript is spliced from 2 exons. The record is from RefSeq and is a predicted model, not a curated record. Gene Ontology annotation, cellular component: nucleus; tRNA (m1A) methyltransferase complex. Gene Ontology annotation, biological process: tRNA methylation. Bases 347 to 1669 code for a protein of 440 amino acids. NCBI's taxonomy places the organism in Eukaryota, Metazoa, Arthropoda, Insecta, Neuroptera, Chrysopidae.